AGGUUGGAGAAACACCCUUAAAACAACGAAUAAUACCAAUAAAAUAUGUCUGAGAACGACGGUAGGGAACAUCACCACCAUCAUCAUCACCAUCAUCACCAUCAUCUGACCGACCAGUCUGCAAAUGCUUCUGGCAAUGCUCCUGGAUCGGCUCCUCCCAACGCUGGUGCUCCUCCACCUAAUGCUGCUGGCGGGGUUAGAAUUGGGAAAUAUCAAGUCCUUCAAACCUUGGGGGAAGGAUCAUUUGGGAAAGUUAAGUUAGCACAACAUCUUACCACGGGACAAAAAGUGGCGUUAAAGAUCAUCAACCGGAAGACAUUGGCCAAGUCUGACAUGCAAGGACGAGUGGAAAGAGAAAUAUCGUACCUUCGUCUUUUGAGACAUCCACAUAUUAUCAAGCUUUACGAUGUGAUCAAAUCUAAAGAUGAGAUCAUCAUGGUGAUUGAAUAUGCCGGUAAGGAGCUUUUCGAUUACAUUGUGCAAAGAGGUAAGAUGCCUGAAAAUGAGGCAAGACGUUUCUUUCAACAGAUUAUUGCUGCUGUGGAAUAUUGCCAUAGACAUAAAAUUGUUCAUAGAGAUUUAAAACCCGAGAAUUUGUUACUUGAUGACAAGUUGAAUGUUAAGAUUGCCGAUUUUGGGCUUUCGAAUAUUAUGACCGAUGGGAAUUUUUUAAAGACUUCUUGUGGUUCACCCAAUUAUGCUGCACCUGAAGUGAUUAGUGGGAAAUUGUAUGCUGGUCCUGAGGUUGAUGUAUGGUCACUGGGGGUUAUUUUAUAUGUGAUGCUUUGCGGAAGAUUACCCUUUGAUGAUGAAUUCAUCCCAGCUCUUUUCAAAAAGAUUUCCAAUGGGGUUUAUACACUCCCCAACUAUCUUUCGAGUGGUGCCAAGCAUUUGCUCACAAGAAUGCUUGUGGUUAACCCUUUGAAUAGAAUCACCAUUCAUGAGAUUUUGGAGGAUGAUUGGUUCAAAGAGGGUAUGGAAGAAUACCUUUUACCUCCAGACUUGUCGAAAACAAAACAUAAUAAGAUUGACGUUGAUGAGGAUGUGAUCCGUGCCUUGACCAUGACCAUGGGCUAUGAUAGAGAUGAGAUCCUCCAUGUGAUCAACAAGUGUAACCAACACAAUUCCCCACAACAACAACUGAAUGAGAUUCUUGACGCGUACUUGUUAAUGAAGGAGAAUAGUACCUUGGUUAAGGAUUUAAGACAAUCUCAUAAUGAUAAGAUGGAUGGCUUUUUGUCUCAAUCACCACCACCAACCUGGGGAGGUGUGGGUGGACCAGGUGCCGGCCAGCAGGGCGGGGCUGGCGCCGCGGGGGCUGGGAAUGGCCCCCCACUGCACAGAGCGCCUGGUGUGCAACAAUCUCUCACCUAUCAAACAUUGGCCACCGUUCCUGAUUUAUCUACACUCCCCAAUUCAACGAUAGCAAUCCUCCCAUCAUCUCUCCCAUCGAUACAUCGUGCGGUAAUGGCAGACACGGCAGACCCGGCCCAAGCGAAAAUUUCUCCAGUAUCCACCAAGAAACUGAAAACAAGAUGGCAUUUCGGGAUCAGAUCCAGAUCUUACCCACUUGACGUUAUGGGUGAGAUAUACCGAGCCUUGAAGAACUUGGGUGCCGAAUGGUCGAAACCAACCGAAGAGGAACUUUGGACCAUCCGUGUACGAUGGAAGUAUGGGCCAUGUAUUGUUGAAGGUCAGGAACUGCAACAAAGCCCGGACAUGAUGAAGAUGCAAAUCCAAUUGUUCCAACUUGAACCAAAUAAUUAUUUGGUUGAUUUCAAGUUUGAUGGCUGGGAAAAAGUUGGUGCCAACCCAACUUCAAACCCAGAAGAGCCUUUGGUCAAGCAAGAUGUCGACGAAAUGAGCUCCUUUUCUGCUUAUCCCUUCCUUCACUUGGCCACCAGAUUGAUCAUGGAAUUGGCAGUGAAUAGUCAGAGUGGAUAGACUCGAGCAACUAGAGAAGUCAGAAUGAG
Messenger RNA from [Candida] anglica, 1973 nucleotides. Lineage: Eukaryota; Fungi; Ascomycota; Pichiomycetes; Serinales; Debaryomycetaceae. The record is from the annotation of a GenBank genome assembly.